Lycium barbarum (goji berry) is the source of this 1647-nucleotide messenger RNA. RefSeq lists its product as uncharacterized. The record is from RefSeq and is a predicted model, not a curated record. Lineage: Eukaryota; Viridiplantae; Streptophyta; Magnoliopsida; Solanales; Solanaceae. The transcript has 7 exons. The coding region runs from base 1 to 1647 and encodes 548 amino acids.
AUGGCAGAUGAGACAAUUCAUUCAAUAAUGGUACAACACAAUGGAAGAUGGGACGCAUCAGGUAGAUACGUAAAUUUUGAAGUUGAAGGAAUAUUAUACGAUUCCAAAUCAAAGUUUAGUGGUUUGGUAACAGUGAUUGCUGCUCAACUAGGAAUAGAUACAACAAUUCAAGGAUUGGAGAUUAAAUACAUUGUUAGUGACAGAUGCCCGCCAAUGACCAUACACAACGAUAUGGCUUUGGAUUUAAUUGAAAUCCAAGACGAUGGAGGCAGCGGUUCGAAUUCUAUACAAUCCGUACCUUCACACGAUGGAAAAACUGAUAAGUUGAAUGCCAUGGUUCCCAGUGUUGAUUUUGAGGUUGUGGAAUGUGAACGAAAUGGAAUUAUAAGCGAAUAUCGAUAUGAAUUUGUUGCUGAAAAACAAAUUUAUAAGGACAAGGAAACAAUUGUUGCGGUUAUGAAGAACUACGCCUUUUCGAAACAAUUCCAAUUUUGGGUUAGAAGAUCUAGUUCUAAAAGCUAUUGUCUUGAGUGCCCUGCGGACGAUUGCUCUUGGAGUUUUAAAUCGUCAAGUUUGAAUGAUUCAGGGCUUUUCAAAAUUAGAUCAUUUUGUGAACAACAUACAUGCUCAUUAAAGGAUAGGAUUUAUUCAAGACGUCAAACAACUACGGCGGUUGUUGGAAUUAUGAUAAUGGAUAAGUAUGAAGAUCCAAAAAGAGUAUACACACCAAAAGAUAUAGCAUUAGAUAUGAGGAAACAACAUGGUUUAACAAUGACUUACAUGCAAGCUUAUAGAGCCAAGGAAAAGGCAUUAAACAUGUUGCGAGGGGAUCCAACUGAAUCAUACAAUAAGUUACCGAGCUACUUUUACAUCCUAGAAAAGACAUAUCCGGGCUCAGUUGUUAGUUUGGAAAAAACAGCAGAAGACCGUUUCUUGUAUGCAUUUGUAGCAUUGGAACCUUGUAUUAGAGGAUGGGAGUAUUGUAGGCCUAUAGUAGUUGUUGACGGCACCCAUCUAAAAUCAACUUACGAAGGAACUAUGCUAAUAGCAAGCACACUAGAUCCAGGAGGUAGUAUACUGCCACUAGCAUAUGCAAUAGUUGAUUCGGAGAAUGAUGCAUCUUGGACAUGGUUCUUUGAGAGAUUUAGGAUAGCUUUUGGUGGAAGGGAGAAUAUGUGCAUUAAAUGCGGGGGAAAUAAAGAACAGGUCAGGAGACUAUACUUUGCAUUAGCUAAAGCAUACACUCUUCAAGAAUUUAGUGAACUCAUGGGAAGGCUGGACACAAUAGAUAAGAAGUUGGGUGUAUACUUAUUUGAUAGUGGGUAUCAUAAAUGGUCUCGGGUACAUGCAACAGUGAAAAGGACAUGGACGUUGACUUCAAACAUUGCUGAAUCUAUAAACAGCAGCAUUGCCAAAGCUAGAGAAUUUCCAGUCUGUAAGUUAAUGGAUUACAUGAGACAAUUGAUUGAAACUUGGAAUGAAAAACACAGUGAAGAAAGGAGAAAUGCAUUCACUGAUCUUACUAAUGAGUACAAUGAAGCUUAUGAGGAUAACAAGGAAUUAUCACACCGUAUGACUGUAAGGGCUUCCACUGAAUUCCUACAUACAGUGACAGAUGGUAUGAAGAGAUUUACUGUGUGUCUUUGA